This is a messenger RNA of Chenopodium quinoa (quinoa), 945 nucleotides long. RefSeq lists its product as uncharacterized. The record is from RefSeq and is a predicted model, not a curated record. The transcript has 2 exons. Bases 1 to 945 code for a protein of 314 amino acids. Gene Ontology annotation, molecular function: nucleic acid binding; RNA-DNA hybrid ribonuclease activity. NCBI's taxonomy places the organism in Eukaryota, Viridiplantae, Streptophyta, Magnoliopsida, Caryophyllales, Amaranthaceae.
AUGAGGUGGAGAGUUGGUAACGGUGAAAAUAUAAAAAUUUGGUCUGACCAAUGGAUCCCAGGAACUCAAUCCUUGAAGGUUAUUUCCCCUCGUGGGAAUUCGGACCCUGAGAUGAAGGUGUGUGAUUUGAUAGAUGAAGAGAAUGCUUGUUGGAAGGUGGAUUUGCUAACUCAACUAUUUCCGCCUUUUGAGGUUGACAGAGUUAUAAAUAUUCCUAUCAGUUCUCGGUUACCUAGUGAUUCUUUGUGUUGGGAUUUAGAGAAAAAAGGAGAUUUCUCAGUUAAGUCUGCAUAUUGGGCAAUUUGGGGAGCAAGAAAUUCUCGUGUGAUGGAGGGGGAAGUAAGGAGUGCUGUUGAGGUGGUGAAAUAUGCCCAAAAAACUAUUGGAGAAGUUUCUGAUGCUCGUGAUAAGAAGGCUGAGGGGUGGAGUGUGGCAGCAGGUGGGGGUGAGCUGCCUGUUGUGUGGUCGAAGCCUGCUGUUGGUUUCUUGAAGGUGAAUGUGGAUAAUGGGUUUGUGGGGGAGCUGGCAUGUGGAUUGGGGGCUGUGGUGCGUGAUGAGGUUGGCAUUGUUGUGGCAGUAGGAGUUCAGCAGAUAAAGGCUUCUUGGGAGGUGCGUAUUGCUGAGGCUAAGGCAAUAGAAUGGGGCUUGCGUGUUGCGGCUGGUUUGGGUGUGCGUGACCUGGUUGUGGAGAGUGACUGCCUUCAGGUCAUCCAAGCAUUGAAGAACAAGACUGCAGAUUUGAGUGAACUUUCUCUCAUCAUUGAUGAUAUUCUUUUGCUUUGUAGUAGUUUCGAUAAUGUGAUUUGGUCUUAUGUUAAGCGAGGAGGGAACAAAGUAGCGCAUUUUUGGGCUCAUUUUCACCCUUGGGAGGUGGGUCAGAGAGUGUGGCAAGAUGUAAUCCCGACUAGCAUUGUUGAUGUAGCUUUGGCUGAUUUAUCUAAUUAA